CCCGACACUUUUAUUUUUUGUAUUAUGAACACCUUUGGAAAUUUUAUGGAUAAGCCGAUAAUCGGCAUUUCUGAAGACCGGGUAACGGCGGCAAGUAAGGAGGCGGCAUGAAGCAGGAGGCUCUCCCCUGUACUGAUGUUCUCUGAACGCUCGCUCCCCUGUACUGAUGUUCUCUGAACGCUCCCAUGGAGGAUGACUGGCCAGACAAAUCUUCAGAAAAACUCCUCCCCCAACUUACACCCGCGGUCAGCCAAUAAGACGCCAAGUGAAAAUGAGCAGGAAGAGUCCACAGACAACUGUGGCAGUAGGGCUUUAUCGGUCUGCGAUGACACCUCUUCCGAGCUACAAAGGGUCGUUUCCCAAGAUCAUGGUGAUGGGGCGUCACAGGCGUCUUUUAGAGGGAGGGGCGCUCUGUCCAGGAUAGUGCGCCUAGUGGUGGUCUUGCGGGAAUGGGCCCACAGAAGCCUACGUGAUCAAGAUCAAAGGCCCGAUUCCUUUCUAGACCGAUUCCGCGGACCUGAAGCGCAAGCAGCAGAAGAAAAUACUGGAAAGGGGAAAGAAACUCAAGAAAACAAAGAAGAAAAAAAGACAACCCCCAAGGUGAAGUUAUCGGAACGAUUUGUGGUUGACCCUGCAGGAAAAUGGUAUUAUCGGUGGCUUAUCGUCAUAGCUGUGCCUGUGCUGUAUAACUGGUUCCUAUUAGUAGUGAGGGCCUGCUUUGAUGACCUUCAAACCAGUUAUAUUAUAGUAUGGCUUACCUUGGACUAUAUAUGUGACAUCAUAUACAUCAUGGACAUCGUAAUCCGAUUCCGUACAGGAUUUUUGGAGCAGGGAAUGUUGGUCCGAGAUACAAAAAUGCUGAAUGACAACUACGUCCGAACCUUGCAGUUUAAACUGGACGUUUUUUCGAUCCUUCCAACCGAUCUCGGUUACUUGGCACUCGGAGUCCAUCACCCGGAGCUGCGCUUCAACAGACUUCUGCACAUCCCGCGCAUGUUCGAAUGCUUCAGCCAGACGGAGACUCGGACCAGUUACCCCAAUAUCUUUAGAAUCUUUACCCUAGUGUUAUACAUCAUACUUAUUAUCCAUUUGAAUGGCUGCGUUUAUUACGCUAUAUCUAAGGGCAUUGGCCUUGGAACAGAUUCAUGGGUCUACCCGAAUAUUACCGAUCCCGAAUACGGUUACCUGACUCGUGAAUAUGCCUACUGCCUGUACUGGUCCACUUUGACUCUCACCACCAUCGGGGACACCCCUCCCCCCGAAAUCGAUAUCGAGUAUGUUUUUGUCAUUUUUGACUUUUUGGUUGGGGUUCUGAUCUUCGCCACCAUCGUUGGUAAUGUGGGCUCCAUGAUCUCAAACAUGAAUGCCACGAGGACGGAGUUCCAGGCUAAGGUAGACGCCGUCAAGCAUUACAUGCAGUUUAGAAAAGUAAGUAAGGAUUUGGAGGUCCGGGUCAUCCGAUGGUUUGACUACCUAUGGACGGUGGAGAAGACAGUGGAUGAAAAGGAGGUGUUGAAGAAUCUCCCUGACAAGCUGAGAGCCGAAAUUGCCAUAAAUGUUCAUCUGGAAACUUUAAAAAAGGUUCGGAUCUUCCAGAACUGCGAAGCCGGUCUCUUGGUUGAGUUGGUCCUGAAGCUCUGUCCUCAAGUUUUCAGCCCCGGCGAUUACAUUUGCCGUAAAGGGGACAUCGGCAAAGAGAUGUACAUAAUCAAGGAGGGGAAGCUCGCUGUGGUCGCGGAGGAUGGAAUAACUCAGUACGCCGUUCUCACUUCAGGGAGUUGUUUUGGUGAGAUUAGUAUCCUCAAUAUCGAAGGGAGUAAGAUGGGAAAUCGAAGGACUGCCAGUAUUCGGAGCCUCGGGUACUCGGACCUUUUCUGCCUUUCCAAGGGCGACCUGAUGGAAGCUUUGGUAGAGUAUCCAGAUGCCAAGAAGAUCUUGGAAGAGAGAGGAAGAGAAAUACUGACCAAGGAAGGCCUGCUUGAUGAGACCAAGGAGACAAAUGUGAUGACGGGUAAAUCUCCAGAAGAAAAAUUGGAGCUUCUGGAAUCCAAUGUGGACCUGUUACACACCCGUUUCGCUCGUCUACUUCGAGAAUACAGUUCUGAUCAGCAAAGCCUCAAGCAGACGGUCACCCUCCUAGAGGGGCGAUUGAAGGACUUUCAGGGGCGAGACGUGUCCUCAGAUGAGAUGUAAAGGAAAAGGAUCGACUAAUAAAAUUAUAUCCCUGCUGCAUAAAAAUUUUUCCUAUGUGAAACUUAUUUUGAAUCUAUAAUAAAGUUUAAUCUGCUUAUA
Molecule: messenger RNA, 2292 nt
Organism: Rana temporaria (common frog)
Lineage: Eukaryota; Metazoa; Chordata; Amphibia; Anura; Ranidae
Product: cyclic nucleotide-gated olfactory channel-like
Exons: 8
Coding region: 193-2193 (666 amino acids)
Biological process (GO): potassium ion transport; monoatomic cation transmembrane transport
Cellular component (GO): intracellular cyclic nucleotide activated cation channel complex; plasma membrane
Molecular function (GO): protein-containing complex binding; intracellularly cAMP-activated cation channel activity; intracellularly cGMP-activated cation channel activity
Source: RefSeq, a predicted model, not a curated record